AUGAAGAUUACCCAGAGUCUGGGUAAUCAUUUCCCGCGAGAAAAUAUAGCGAAACUUACGGAUUGUUGUGUGAAUGUAUCGAAAUUACACAUCGACUGGCAAUUUGGGCGAUUUCUUGGAGUGGUAGAAACUGGGGUUUGGCUGCUGCUAGAGCCGCAACCUGAGGGAAGGCGACCUGAGGUUGGGGUUGGACCUGGGGCAGAAUCUGAGGCUGGGACUGGGGUAGGACUUGAGAUAGAGGCUGGGGCUGAGGGGCUAGUUGGGGUUGGAAUUGGGGCCUGA
Messenger RNA from Anisakis simplex (herring worm), 282 nucleotides. The record is from the annotation of a GenBank genome assembly. Lineage: Eukaryota; Metazoa; Nematoda; Chromadorea; Rhabditida; Anisakidae.